Molecule: messenger RNA, 621 nt
Organism: Caenorhabditis remanei
Lineage: Eukaryota; Metazoa; Nematoda; Chromadorea; Rhabditida; Rhabditidae
Exons: 1
Coding region: 1-621 (206 amino acids)
Source: RefSeq, a predicted model, not a curated record
AUGUGCCUAGCACAAUCACCACUUGAUGGUUCGGAAUCCUCUUCAUCUGGCUCUGGUUCGUCCGGAAGUGAAUACCUACUCCCCCGUUUAUCCCGACUUGGUCAAUCUAGAAGAUCUCAGAAAGAAUUUCGACAAUCUUCACGGUCUCAACAAUCAUCUCAAGAACCAUCUGGGUCGGGACUAAUCGGAACCAACAGCAAUCUUCAUUAUCCGACAUCAAGAUCUCCCAGCCGUUCUGCAUCGAAGCAACGUUCCAAUGGUGUCAAAGAGAGCCAACGAUCUGACAAGUCAGAGAAAAUGGACCGCCAAAAGAAAACAAAUCUUGUUGCACCUGUUCAAGCAUUGUCUGUGCGUGGAAAUUCAAAAUCGACAGUUAGACGUACAAUGAGGGGACGAGGACGAAAAGAAGGAAUGCAAUUCAGUGCGGAGAUGCGUCAGCGGUUUCUUGAUAACAAAAAUAGACUGCAGCAGAAAGAAACCGUGAGAGGAAGAGGAAGCAGAGGCGGCAGAAUUAGAGAUAGACUCAUCAAUCAACGAAUGGUACUCAAAAAGGAAAGGAAACAACAAGAAGACGAACUGGAGCAGUCAGAGUUCGCGGAGGAAAGAAGUCUCUCGCCAUAA